Bactrocera latifrons is the source of this 1403-nucleotide messenger RNA. RefSeq names its product aldose 1-epimerase-like. Lineage: Eukaryota; Metazoa; Arthropoda; Insecta; Diptera; Tephritidae. The transcript is spliced from 7 exons. Gene Ontology annotation, biological process: glucose metabolic process; beta-D-galactose catabolic process via UDP-galactose, Leloir pathway. The record is from RefSeq and is a predicted model, not a curated record. Gene Ontology annotation, molecular function: carbohydrate binding; aldose 1-epimerase activity. The coding region runs from base 236 to 1369 and encodes 377 amino acids.
GAGAUGAAAGCAGUCAAACAGGAAGUACAUACGAAAAUUGUCUAAGAUUUGUUGACGUUCAAUUUGAAACGACUAUAGAAAUAUUUUCGCCCAACGGCGAUUUUAAUAGUCAAAUAGUACACAGCUAUACAUACAGUCAUAUGUGUGGAAACAAAAAGUUAAUUAUAAAAUAAUAAUAAAAAUUUAUUGUAGCCGUGUGAAAUUCCAAAACUAAUUAAGCUAAUAUAGUGUCAAAAUGGUUUGCGUGACAGAGGAUGCUUUCGGUACCACAAUCAACCCCCUAACCAAGAAGGAAGUGGCAAUCAGGCGCUUCACCAUCACCAAUGAUCGCAGGAUGUCGAUGCAGUUGAUAACCUUCGGUGCCACAAUAACUUCACUAAAAGUGCCGGACUCCCAUGGCAUGGCAGAGGAUAUCACGCUCGGCUUCGAUAAUAUCGAAGGUUACUUGACCGAGAACAAUCCCUAUAUUGGGUGUUCAGUAGGUCGUGUUUGCAGCCGCGUUGGCAAUGGCAACUUUAUGCUCGAUGGGAAAAAGUACGAGGUUACUAAAAACUUCUUGGGAAAACACAUGUUGCACGGUGGUACUCAUGGCUUUAGCAAGGUCAUUUGGGAAGUGGAUCAAAUUAGACCGGAUGGUGUUGUUUUCAAGUUUACUUCGCCCGAUGGUCAUGAGGGCUUUCCUGGUGAAGUGGUUGCCACUGCUACUUACACUAUUACGGAUGAUAAUUGCAUGCGCUUUUGCUUUGAAGCAACCACCAACAAGCCAACACCGGUUAAUAUGACUAAUCAUGCAUACUUCAAUUUGGCGGGACAUAACGCAGGCAAGCAGGGUAUGGCGGAACAUAUCGUUAAGAUAAAGGCUGACUGUAUAACCGAUAUGGACGAAGAAACGGUGCCCAAUGGUCAGUUUAUUAGCCUGGAGAAUCAUCCAUUGGAUUUACGUAAGCUGACAAAUGUCGGAGAGGGUUUGAGAAAAAUAUCUAAGAUCGCCAAGGGUUACGACCACAAUUACGUACUGAAGCACACACCGGGAUGUAUUGAGAAGCAAGCAAAAGUAUUCCAUCCUCCCAGUGGUCGCUGCAUGGAAAUUUUAAGCAAUCAGCCCUGUAUGCACUUCUAUACCGCGCACAACAUGCCAGACUUGGAGAAAGGUAACACGCAACCCAUGAUCAUGGGCAAGGGGCGCAGUAUGUACGAGAAGCACGGGUCAUUCUGUAUGGAAACACACUGGUUCCCGGACGCUGUGAAUCACGCCAAUUUCCCCUCCGUUAUACUGAACCCCGGCGACACUUACCAACACGUUUGCUUAUUUAGAUUUGGCGUUUACGACCCGAAUUGCGAACGUCAUGGCAACCAGUUAUGCGGCUAAGUAACAGACAAGGGACUGAAAGCAGUGCUGCUCA